This is a messenger RNA of Fusarium musae, 1845 nucleotides long. RefSeq lists its product as uncharacterized. Gene Ontology annotation, cellular component: nucleus. The record is from RefSeq and is a predicted model, not a curated record. Gene Ontology annotation, biological process: positive regulation of transcription by RNA polymerase II. The transcript is spliced from 2 exons. Gene Ontology annotation, molecular function: DNA-binding transcription factor activity, RNA polymerase II-specific; transcription cis-regulatory region binding; zinc ion binding. The coding region runs from base 1 to 1845 and encodes 614 amino acids. Lineage: Eukaryota; Fungi; Ascomycota; Sordariomycetes; Hypocreales; Nectriaceae.
AUGAGGAAGAAGUCCAAGACAUUCACAGGAUGCUGGACAUGUCGCGCCCGCAGAGUCAAGUGCGACGAGGCCCAGCCAAUCUGCAACUGCUGCACUAAAGCAGGUCGAAUCUGCGAGGGCUAUGGUGUCCGCCUAACAUGGCAAGGCAACCAAAAAGAAACUCCUUUCAGAGUUCUUAUCGAUUUGGAUACGGAGGGCACAGAAAUACCGUCAGACGACCUGGAUGAUAUGAUCAACAAAUGCUGCUAUACAGAAGCUAGCCAUGAGACCCAGACUUUUGGGCCUUUUUCUGUGUUCCGCAUUGGACAGAAGACUGAGUCUGGGGCCUCGGAACCACGGCACUUGGACACAAAGGAAAGCCAAGAAGAUCAGAGACUCGUGGGAGAAACAGCAACCGAUAACUCAUAUACGCCCCCCUCCAGUGACUGGUUGAUAGGUACAAGUCAGCACUCAUUACCAGAGACCAGCAAUGAUGCAACUUCAGACAUCACCAUAUUCGACACUUUUGCGGAUCCGGCUACCAGUUUGAAUUAUGAUUACGUUAAUGAUAAUGAUUAUCUAGUGCUGGAUGAGCUUUUCUCAGCCGAAUGGCUUCUCGGUCCAAGUUUUUGCGAUCUGGAGUCAACACCAUCGUGGGCAGAACUCAGCAUCGUUCCGUUCAACGUGGAAAACGAUUCCACUUCCGCUUUCGCCCUGUCACUUGAAGGUUAUCCAUCACCAGAUCACUUCCAAUUCAAUAAUACGCCGUUUAGGUCCGUGCAUGAAGUGCCAUCGCCACACGCCAGUCUCAACCCCAUUCCCAUGUCUCGACAACAAACCGAGCUGAUCCAUCACUGGCUAGUCCACAUGUGCAGAAACAUGGUCCCAAUCGACUCUUUAGACAACCCAUAUCGAGUUAUAUAUCUAAGUCUAGCUUCUGAAGGCGCCAGUGGCACAUCCAAGAGUCACGUUGCAGUGCUGCAUGGCGUUUGCGCUGCAGCCGCGCAUAAUCUUAACACCCUACGGCAUGACAAAACAGAUAGACAGUCGGCGUGGAAUACACAGGUAGCACUCCAGAAUCUACAAGAGUCCAUUUCACAGCCAAAAGGCAUGGAUUAUACCUCUGUUCUGGCCGCUAUAGCGAUGUGCAUUAUGCAGGACACUAUGACGGGACAUCCUGUGAGUUGGAGAUCUCAUAUACAAGCUGCUUUGAGGAUAAUAGUACAGGGGAAACUCUAUCAAGGUCUGGACCCGGGGUCAGACCUACACGUUGUGGUUCUACAGUGUCUAUGUCUGAUCGUGUUAGGCGAUGUUGAUACACAGCAUGAUCUUGGAGAUAUGGUGUCUCAAAUCCCCACCACCGAGGACUAUGUCAUCAAGCAUCACUGCGUCACGAAAGAUCUCGUGGGUAUCAUAUCUCAAAUCAAUGCGCUCUCGAAACAAGAUACCACAAGAGAUCUCACUCCAGUCGACCAGCUAGAACUUCAGGUCUAUUUACAAGUCAGUCCAACAACUCAACACAGUCAAUUUUCCAGUGACAAGAUAAAGUUCAUCAAUCAGCACUACGCCUCGGUCUGGCACUACGCUACAAUAAUACACUUCCAGCGACGGAUCCGCCACAAGCCACCAGAGCAAUUACAAGACAUCGUGUCUGAAGGGUUGGCUCAUCUGGAAGCAGCUGAAGAUGUUACCACUGAUCUUGACGGAUGCAUCGUUCUAUGGCCUUGCAUGGUUAUCGCCACUGAAUGCUAUGACGAGGGUCACAAGACGCGCGCACUGAACUGGUUUAAGAAGAAAGACCGCCACGGAUUUGCGAAUUGCUUUGACUGCAUCAUGGCAAGAUUUUGUGGCAAGGACCCAGUAUGA